AUGGGCGCCAUUUCUCAGUGCCAAACCAGGAUUAAUGGCGACGAAAAAGAGAUAUAUCUGAGUCCUAAAUGCGGGUUUUCGAACGGGGAUGGCAAGAACAACGAGGGCAAGGUAUUAUUUGUGGCUAGCAAGACUGGAGGGCCACUGAGCAUACGACCGCACGACAACUCGAAUGGCCUUCUUGAAGUGGUUUCUGUCCUCGCCGACGCUCCGAUGAUUCCGGCUUUCGCUUUCAUACUACCCGACCCGGGCGUGGAAAUGAAGGAUUAUAAGAUACAAGUCGGUCCGUUCUCUCUGUUUCUUCCGACUAGAAAAGAUGCCCAUGAGCUCCAUGAAGUUUUGACGAAGCAACAUAUCCACAUCAGUGUACGAGCCACCGUCAAGCUAGAAAGGAGGAAGAAACACGCUCUAGCACUAAAAUCCGCGGGACCCAACCUUAUUCUGAAGGAAUCUCUAGUACAAUUAUGGACCGAGGUCGGAAAACCAAUCCACAGUAGAGAAGUGUGGGCCUCACAGAGCAAUGCACCACCGCAGUUCGUUAGCCGUCUGGUCGUCUUCAAUACCGAAGAGGAUGACAUGUUCUUCGUUUCCAUUCCCUAUGGGGAUAAUCACCUUCAGUGGAGCAAAGAUUUAGGCCAGCGCUGCAUCACGAUAAGCCGCUCGUUAAAGGCAAAAAUCAAGGGCUAUAAGUUCGCGAAGACGGCAAGCGGCCUUCCUGGGAUACAUAUGAAGAAGGAAAAGUUUGAAGCACACGAAUCCAACAGAAAUUGUGAGAAAUACUCAACAGUUCACUUGGAAUUCGUCGGUGAUAAAGCACAGACUUUAAUCGAUUUUAAGGAGUUCAGAGAUUGCUACAACGGUCUGAAGAAAGGACGAGGCUAA
Tricharina praecox is the source of this 882-nucleotide messenger RNA. RefSeq lists its product as uncharacterized. Lineage: Eukaryota; Fungi; Ascomycota; Pezizomycetes; Pezizales; Pyronemataceae. The record is from RefSeq and is a predicted model, not a curated record. The coding region runs from base 1 to 882 and encodes 293 amino acids. The transcript is spliced from 6 exons.